This is a messenger RNA of Hydatigera taeniaeformis, 1746 nucleotides long. The record is from the annotation of a GenBank genome assembly. Lineage: Eukaryota; Metazoa; Platyhelminthes; Cestoda; Cyclophyllidea; Taeniidae.
AUGAGUGCGGCAUUUUCACCAACUCACGAACAGCUUGCCGCACUUUUGAGUGGUGCUACUGCUGGAGUUUGUGUGGAUGUCGCAGUUUAUCCUAUGGACACAAUAAAAACACGUCUCCAGAGUGCUGCACAUGCUGUGAAACCGGUAGGGGGAGGAAGAAUGGGUUUGUUUGCUGGUUUGCCUGCCGUUUUACUUGGCUCAGCCCCGGGAGCUGCGUUGUUCUUCAUCUCGUAUGAGACGGUGAAACGCACAUCAUUGACUGCAGGAGCUCCGUUGUGGAUGGCUUCCAUGCUUUCUGCUUGCGCUGGAGAAUUAUGGUUUAAUGUCUUCAAUUGUUCUUCAUGUAAAUAUCCAUCUGCGCUCUAUCUCUAUCCUCUGUCUAAGGAUUUGCACACUUUCAUUAAGACGAGAAUGGUCAAUUCACUUGUCUUUUUUGUUUCGCCUCAGCGUGGUAUGGAGCAGUACAACAGAAGUCGAACGCUGGAUGCCAGUCUUCUCAACUUUAAUGUGUGGGAAGCGUGUUUCUCCAAUUCCAACGAGUCGAACACCCUAUCGAAGACCCAAUUCGCGGUGUGUGGAGCUGUCGCUGGUGCCAUCGGUGGCUCCUCCACCACCCCCAUGGAUGUAGCCAAGACAAGAAUUAUGCUAGCCGAGAAGGGGACGCCUCUGGCCUCAGGAAGUGUAACGGUCGCUUUGCGGACAAUCUAUCGGGAAGGCGGCAUUUCUGGCCUUUUUGCCGGUCUUGUGCCCCGUGUUUACAUCAAGUGCUUCGGUGGGGCCGUUUUCCUUGGCCUCUACGACAUCUCCAAACGCAUGUGGCUUACCUAUCUACCCGCAAGUGAGGACCGAGCGGUACAAUUUUGUGCGGGUGGCACCGCUGGACUCUUGGUCGAUGUCGCCCUGUACCCUAUUGACACGCUUAAGACUCGUCUUCAAUCUUCCUCCGGCAGCAUUUUUACGUCCUGCGGACGGCUUCGACUCUUCGCUGGACUGCCCACUGUGCUUUUGGGUUCUGGUCCUUCCUCCGCCGUCUUCUUCUACGCCUAUGAGGUCUCCAAAGACCUCUCUAUGCAUAACAAUCUUCCAAUGUGGGUUGCUUCUAUGAUAGGAACCACAAUAGCUGAGAUUGUAUGUGCCUCCGAUGUGUGUUCGACCUCCAUGGUGCUUUGGGUGCCCUGCGAAAAUGUUAAACAGUCUGCUCAAAGUCGUCCGUUUGACUCGCUCCGGUCAAUUUUCAAAAGCUACGUCCAGCACGAAGGUUGGAAGGGUCUCUACCGCGGCUACGUAAGCACAGUAGUUCGCGAUCUACCCUGUGCCCUCAUUCAAUUUCCCAUUUGGGAAGCUUUAAAGAGUUUUUUUGCGUGGCGGAACCAAUGUCCAGAGGAAAGAUGCCAAUUUCGCGAUGCUUUCUCGUCUCCGUCACCUUCAAAUUUGACCAAUUUCCAGUUCGCCCUGUGUGGCUUCCUCUCCGGUGCCGUUGCUGGUUCUGUCACUACUCCAUUAGAUGUGGCAAAGACACGAAUCAUGCUUGCAAGUCGAAACAGUCCCCUUGCAUCAGGAAGGAUUUCUACUGCGUUAAAGAUCGUCUACCGAGAGGCUGGUAUAACUGGCUGGUUUGCUGGACUGAUGCCUCGAAUGGGUCUCUUGUCUGUAGGCGGUGGUAUCUACCUCGGCCUCUAUGACAUCACCAAGUCCUCCUGGAAGAACGUUCUUGGCCCUUCAAUGGAGGCGAAACCGAAACCCUAG